CCCACAAACAUUCUCCUUCACACAGCCAAAACAGAACGACGAAAAUAACUUAAAAAUCCGUGUAUUUGCUGCCGUAAUUUAACAAUCAAUCAUUUAACUAUUUUGCAAUGAAGUGAUCAAUGCUUUAAUCAUCUUAUAGUGUUAUUCCCGAUAUCAUACUAUCCAGUAUUUACCAGUUUAUUUGUAAAUGAUUCAGUGUAUAUUUGAAACAUGUUCGUUUACACUUCGCUUUUGUUUUUUGUGUUAUUUUGUUUGAGGGGACUGCGAUACAAUGCUGACUCUGUCGUGGAUGGUACUGAAUUGCUUAUGACUUUUUUGGUUCAUCGACAUGGUGAUAGGACUCCGGUACCAUCAUCUCUAGUAUUUACCCAUCAUGCUGAUGAGCUUAAAAAGGCAUCUGACAAAUAUGGAUUUGGACAGCUAACUAACUCUGGCAAACGGCGUUCCUACCAGCUGGGCCAGUUCAUCAGACGGCGCUAUGACAAGCUCUUGUCCCGGACCUAUAAUAAGUCAGAGAUCUACGUCCGCUCCACUGACUUCACCAGGACUAAGAUGACAGUGCUGACUGCGCUUGCUGCCAUCUACCCUGCCCCUGCGGACAACUGGAGUACUAACAUCAACUGGACACCUGUCCCGUACACCACUGUGCCUGCAAAAUAUGACUUUAACUUACCAGUAGUAAACUGCCCGAAAUUCAAAGAAUCUUUCUUUAGGCCUAAAAUAACAUCAUCAGUUCCUGAAUUAGACCUGUAUGCAGACAUAUUGGAGCAUUGGUCCAAUAUAGUGGGAUACGACUUAUCAUUGGAACCCUUAAUAAUACCUUAUGCUUUAUACGACCUCUAUGCUUGUCAGAUCAGUUUAGGAGUUCCUCCGGAAGACGACAUCGUAGAUAUUUAUCCGGAGAUAGAGAAGAUCGCCACAAUAGCUAUCAAGACUAUCCUCUAUACUGAUGACAUGAGAGCCCUGUCUGCUGGUGUACUCCUGAACAAGUUCUUCACCGUCGCUAACAAGAUUAUUGCUGGACAAGACGUGCAGAAAGUUCACAUAUACUCCGCUCAUGAUUUGAACGUGUUCGCCUUCGAGGCAGCUACCAAAAUAGCCAAUCCUCCAGGAGUUCCCAAGUACGCGUCCGCAUAUGCUUUAGAAUUGAGGAAAGUGAUAGAUACUGGAGAAUAUGUUGUCGUGCCUGUAUACCUGAACACUCCCAAAACAGAAGUGAUCACUUACCUGGAGAUUGAAAAUUGUGGGCAGAUAUGUGCCUACGAGACCUUCCGAAGCAUUACUUCUAAGUAUAGCUUGAAGGAGAAUGAAUGGAGAGCUGAGUGUGGCUUCUUGGAUGACUUCAGUGUUAUUAUUGACUAAAGCCGCGUAUUCAUUACUCAACAAUAAAGAUGAUGACAAUAUUUUUAAACCUUCAUUAUAAAUACCGAAAGGUUUUAUAUUCUUUUUGACGAUACGUGACGUUCAACAUGUUCGGUAAUGUUGCAGAACUUCGCGCAACGUUGCCAGCGGGCGCGCAACAUUACACAACAUGUUAUUUGUUUCGCUACAACAUUAUUUGAAGCAUCAAAUGUUGACUAGUGGACACAAGGCUUAUAAAUUAUUUGACAUAUAAUGAUCUAAGGAAUAUUGUAAUGAGACUGAAAUAAAUGACUAUUUUU
Molecule: messenger RNA, 1661 nt
Organism: Spodoptera litura
Lineage: Eukaryota; Metazoa; Arthropoda; Insecta; Lepidoptera; Noctuidae
Product: prostatic acid phosphatase-like
Biological process (GO): dephosphorylation
Molecular function (GO): phosphatase activity
Source: RefSeq, a predicted model, not a curated record